CUGGAGGAGAGGAGAAAAGGCGGCGGCCCGGCGGGGCUGAGAGGCCCGGAGAAGGAGGACUGCACGGGGGGUGUGGGGCGCCGAGCGGCCGGGACCGCGCGGAGCAGCCGGGCACGCCGGCCUCGGCAGCCAGGGCCUGGGCCGCGGUUCGGCCGCGCGGGGCGAGCUGGACUGGCCAUUAUGGAGGAGGAGCUGCAGCAUUCACACUGUGUGACUUGUGUCAGUAGACGGUGUAUGAUCAGACCGGAGCCUGGGAUCUCCUGUGACUUGAUUGGUUGUCCACUGGUUUGUGGAGCAGUUUUCCAUUCUUGUAAAGCUGAUGAGCACCGACUCUUAUGUCCAUUUGAACGAGUGCCUUGCUUAAAUAGUGAUUUCGGAUGUCCGUUUACAAUGGCUCGAAAUAAAGUUGCUGAACAUCUGGAAAUGUGUCCUGCAAGUGUGGUGUGCUGUACUAUGGAGUGGAACCGAUGGCCAGUUAGUUACGCAGAUCGGAAAUCGUAUGAAAAUCUAAGCAGAGAUGUCGAUGAAGUGGCACAAUUAGAUAUGGCCUUGGCCCUUCAAGACCAAAGGAUGCUCUUAGAGUCUCUCAAAGUAGCCACCAUGAUGUCAAAAGCAACUGAUAAAGUGGCAGAACCUAGAGAACAAAUCUCAGUUAAAUCAAGUGUCCCGGAAAUACCACAUACUAAUGGUUUGGUCUCUGUUGAUGAAGAAUCUUAUGGUGCGCUUUAUCAAGCUACUGUAGAAACAACCAGAAGUUUGGCUGCUGCCUUAGAUAUCCUGAAUACCGCCACAAGAGACAUUGGCAUGUUAAGUACAAGUCUUUGUGCUUCCGCAAAUGAAGUGAAUGAAGAGCAAAAUGCCAGAGAAAGCUUGCAGAAUAGACACUUGAAAGACCAGGACCAUCUUUAUGAGGAGGAGAUAGGAGCAGUAGGUGGAAUUGAUCAUAAUGACACAAGUCUGAAUUUCCAGUCUGAACAAAAUGGCUCAAGUGAUUUAUUGUAUGACUCGAACACCAGUUCUUAUGGCACUUCUGCUCUUUGUAAUGGCUUUUCUUUGGAAAAUAUAUGUACACAGGCCAUAGACCAAAGUCAGAAAUUACAUGGUGAUUCAAAACAAAGUAACUUAACAAAUGGAGAAUGUAUAGCAUCAGAUGGCACUUCAGAUCCUUCCAGUUCACUUUCAGUAGCAGCACAGCUUAAUGCUUUGCCUAAUGGCACAGUUCAGCACAUCCUCAUGCCAGAUGGUGAGGAUGAAGGAGAAUUGUGUUGGAGAAAAGUAGACUUAGGGGACUUGAGGAAUGUGGAUGUCUUAUCUUUCAGUCAUCCUCCUUCAUUCAGAUUUCUUUCUAAUUCAUGUUGGUCCAAACCAAAAGAAGAUAAAGCAGUAGAUACAUCAGAUUUGGAAGUUGCAGAAGAUCCAAUGGGCCUCCAAGGAAUAGAUCUAAUCACAGCAGCAUUACUGUUUUGUCUAGGAGAUUCUCCAGGUGGGAGGGGUAUAUCUGAUAGUCGCAUGGUUGAUGUAUAUCACAUUGAUUUUGGGACUCAGACUUUUUCACUUCCAUCUGCAAUAUUAGCUACAAAUACAAUGGUUGGGGAGAUAGCUUCAGCUUCUGCUUGUGAUCAUGCCAAUCCACAGCUUUCAAAUCCAAGUCCUUUUCAGACACUUGGGCUGGAUUUAGUAUUGGAAUGUGUUGCUAGGUAUCAACCCAAGCAGCGUUCAAUGUUUACAUUUGUUUGUGGACAGUUAUUUAGAAGAAAAGAAUUUUCUUCCCAUUUUAAGAAUGUGCAUGGUGACAUUCAUGCUGGACUCAAUGGCUGGAUGGAACAGAGGUGUCCUUUAGCAUAUUAUGGUUGUACCUACUCUCAGCGUAGAUUUUGUCCAUCAACCCAAGGAGCAAAGAUUAUACAUGACCGCCAUUUGAGGUCAUUUGGAGUUCAGCCUUGUGUAUCUACCGUAUUAGUGGAGCCUGCUAGAAACUGUGUGUUGGGAUUACAUAGUGACCAUCUAAGUAGUCUUCCUUUUGAGGUCCUACAACAUAUUGCAGGCUUUCUUGAUGGCUUCAGUUUAUGCCAGCUGUCAUGUGUAUCCAAGUUAAUGAGGGAUGUAUGUGGCAGCCUGCUUCAGUCGCGUGGAAUGGUCAUACUGCAGUGGGGGAAAAAGAAGUAUCCAGAAGGAAAUUCAUCAUGGCAAAUAAAAGAAAAGGUAUGGCGAUUCAGUACUGCAUUUUGUUCUGUAAAUGAAUGGAAAUUUGCUGACAUCCUAAGCAUGGCUGACCACUUGAAGAAAUGCAGUUACAAUGUUGUAGAGAAACGGGAGGAAGCAAUCCCACUGCCCUGUAUGUGUGUGACACGAGAACUCACUAAAGAAGGACGUUCACUUCGCUCAGUUUUAAAACCUGUACUUUAGAGACUGUAACUCCACUUGCACAUACAUGCAAGCACCUAGUGUAAUUUGUUUGUCAUAUGUGACACUUUAUUGUAGUAAAGAUUACAACUAGCUAAAUUUAUUGCCACUAUGUAUAUAAUGUUUUGAAGUGACAUAUAUUUUUAUAAAGUCCUGUUUAGUUGGAAAAAAGUUGCCUUAAUGUUUGAAAUGUGUGAAAUUUUUGGAACUUGCUGGACAGGGUGAUUUAAUUUUUAGCGACAUAAUUUUCAGAACUAGUAUUUUUAAUGGUGUGCAUAUUUUGGUUUUUAAUUUUUUUGCUUCUUAAACUAACAAGAUCCUGACCAAACAAUUUAUUCCUCAUGUUUUCUGUGGGUUAUAACCCAUGCAUUCGAAAAGCAAAACUUUGAAUCAAAUUUUUUCAGCAUUUGUUUUUCAGAUAAAAACAUUCACUUGCUUAAGGACUGCCAUAAGAUCAUUAUAAGAUUUUUAUUUUCUAGUGCUCCCCUUAUACAAUUGUUGAUACACAGAUGAUCUUUAAUAUAUAUUUAGGUAAUAUUUAAAAUCAUGACAGAUGUUUGGUAAUGCAUUUAUCAUGUUUUAAAAAGACUCACAAAAAUAUUUUCACCUUAUAUAUUUGCAGCUCUUAUACAGAGAAUGACCAUAUGCAACUUUGCGUUUUUGUUAGACACCGCAUCCGAAGACUCAUGGCAGUGUGUUUUAUCACAGGUUAAAGUGAAAACAAAAAGCCUGUGAAUUUAUUUUAAUUUGAAACUGUUCAUCAUAUUCUGCAUUUGCUAGGUUUCUGAUAUUUGGAGAGAAGAAAAUAUACCUCAUUUAAAGUUUGGGUUGGGCACAUUGUGUGAAUAAAUUUCAAAUCUUCAGAAUGCAAAGGGCUUAACUUUCUUUCCUAAGCAUUUAAAAUUUUGCCUUUUUAUAAAUCACAACUAUAUUGUUUUAAGACGUUUAACAAUGUGAAAUUCGGUGUCUUUGUAAGAUGACAAUCAUGAAAUGGAGAAACCUGUCUUGGUUGACAAUCUCUUUAAAACAUUUCCAAGUUUAUUUCCCAUAGACUUCUCUACCAAAAUAGUAAGAAUUGCAUCUUUGUGUAAAGAUCAAGGUAUAACAGAAAAAUACUCAAAGUCUUAUUGUUGAGGUACUUUAUUAUAGUUUUCAAAUUGACAUACACCAUAAUUAACCUGAUGUUAAUUAAUCAGUUUAAAAAAAUGAAUAUAUGGUGUCAGUAUUUAGAAAUAAAUUGCAAAGAUGGGGACAUAUACUUAAAUAAUUUGUUUUAAGUAACUCCUGGCAUUUAGUAGUCUGAAAUGGUGACAAGUUACUUUGCUAUAAAACAUCAAACUUCUCUUAUGUUUUCUUAACAUUUGUCCCUGAGAAUGCUCUAUUGUUAUUAGGGUCUUGAUUACCAUAUAUGGCAAUCAGACUGGGCAGAGGUGUUCCUUGGGCAGUAGCAAAAACACUCUCAACUACUUAAGACUUCUUUUGGUUGGAUCACAUCCUUAUUACAGUUGGAAAUAUAGCAUUGAAGGCUAAUCAGUUGUUUUGCCUCACCUGUCAUUUUAAUUAAUAGAAUAAUUAUUUCUCCAUGUUGAAACUUCAACUGUGAGAUUGAAUUCUAUACUAUUUCUGUAAAAAGUCAGAAAUAAGAUACCAAAUACUGUCAAAUAUAACUCUGCCUUUUAAAGUUUUGCUGAAGAAUGUGUCUGGUUAGGAUAGCACAAACAUUAACUUUUUGUUUUAUGGUUGUGCUUGUUUGGUUUUUAAGUUUAGACUUUUUGUUUCCACACUGGAUCAUGAGAUAUUUAACAGUUUUCCACCUUAUAUUUCUUUUACACAUCUUUGGCUGUUUUCUUUUUUGUUUGUUAUGCCACCAUAUGAUUUUGUUAAAAUGUUUUCUUUGUGCAGCAUUUGUUCAAAUUCUAAUAAAAUUAAUAUUUUCCCUUUAUGUGGCUCAGUAACUUAAAAAGAAAAACUUUAUUUGAAAUAAACUUUUAAUACUUGUUUGAGAAAUUCCAAACACAGUGUUUCUAAUAAGUGUUCAUUUUCUGCAUGUUGUAAAAGUUUGUUGAUUAUCAUUGCUCACCCUUGUUGUACUGGUGGGCAUUUUUUUUUUUUUUUUUAUUUUAUUGAUAUGGAAAACUCAUUGACUUUCUGUGCCUUUUCAGUGUCUUCUUGAAAUUAGUCUCAUCUAGGCGUUUUGAAAGGCUGAAGAGUUUCUGGCUAUAUUGUUUUUCUAAAACUUGUAAUGGGAACAAUCUAUCUGGGUGUUUAAGCGUGAAAAGGUUUGUGUGUCAGUUGUCAUUUGAGAGUCUUUGUUGAUUUCUUAGUUUUUUCUGACCAAGAUAAAGGGCAGGUGUCAGGAUGGAAGGAAAUACCUGUAUUAAAUUUUAUCUGCUGCCUCCUUCCCUAGAACUGCAUGUCUCUGUUUUUCUCAUUCUCUAUCUUUCUGUCUCUGUAAUUGCCUUUUGAGACUCACAGAUCACUUAACAGUAGGGGUUCCUAGGAUCAUCUGGGAAUUUGUUAGAAAUGCAGAUUCUUGGGUCUCUCUGUAGACUUAAUCAGAAACUCUAUGAAGGAAACAGCAGUCUGCUUUAACAGAAGCCUUCAGGUGAUUCUGAUGCACUGUAAGUCUGAGAACUUAGAGAAGAGCCUGGGACAUGCCAGCUAUUCUCCUGAAUGAUGUACUAUUGGAGUCGGUAUGUUUGAGUAUAUACACACGUGUAAUCCAAAAUUAAGAGUAAUGGUAAUUUGUUAUUAAUGGUUAAAUUAAGUGAUGUAUGUUGUGUCAAUCGUAUAGCUAUAUGACAAAAUACAUUGGGUGCCAUGGUUGUUGGACAUUUUUUUAAAAAAACUAGGACUUACUAGUGUUUAAGUUUUACUAGUGUUAUUACUAGUAUUUCACUUGUGUUUCUUCUGUUCAAAGUAAAUUGCAGUGCAACUUACAGUUCAUUAGCAUUAACCUUUAGCCUUGUCAUCAUCCGUUCUUGUUUAGUGGUUGCAGAGUCAUGUGAACAUAUUCGAUUUCUAGGAUAAACAAAAAGAGUAGACGUAGACAUACUGGAUUAAAUCCUACAAAAAUAUUUGUAGGAAUCCUUUCAACCCUAUCAUUUAGAGAUAUUAAAGGUUGAUAGUCUGGUAAUCUUUUUUUAGUCUUUGAGCCUGUGCUACAUAUCCCAUCAGUGUAGUUGCUGUUAUUGACAGUGGAUAUUAGGAUCUUAGUAACUUCACAGAUAAUGAGGUUUUCAACAAAACUUCCAUAUCCCUUGACGAUAUGGUAGUUUCCAUUACUAUAUUGAUAGCAUAUUGUUAACCUCUAGCAACUUGCAGUUUUUGGCAUUUAGAAGCAAAAUAGAUUUCUUCGUAUCUUGCAUCCCAACCUAAAAAGAUCUAGGACUUAUUAAUUGUAAAAAUUUUCUAAGGACUAGUUAUGCAAACAUUUAAAAAUUGUUUCAUGCAUGACACACCAUGUCAGAAGGUGACAGGAUUGGGUCCCCUGCAGGUGGAGGUUUAGGAUUGCAGUAGAAGAAAGCAGCUAGCCCUCAGUCUCUUAGUAGACUGGCCAAAGGACAAAGUCUCCCAUGGGAAGGAUUUCUCUCAUAUGUGUUUGAUUACCUAAAUACUCCUCUAAGUAGUCUUACCUAACAGGUUCAUGAGGCCUAGAAAGUAAGGGAAUGUUAGUUAUCCCUUUAAAGAAAAUCAACUCAUGAGUGACUCAUCCAUUGUAUUUAAUUUAAUUCAGUGAUGGGUUUUGUUAGGAUUUGACCUAAAUCUGAUUCCCAAACAAGUUUUGAGCUGUGUAAGUAAAGACCAAGUCUUGUAAACUUCUUUCUAAAUAAACCAAGGGAGAGGAAGGAUGGUUUUGUUUUAAUGUCACUUUUUAUGUAAUUAUUUUCUUUGAUUUAAAAGGUCAAAGUAAGUUCAAAAGAUAAGUCCUUUCAAGUUUCUGUUCUAAUGAUGACAAAAUUGAGGUACUCAAAGUUCAGGUACUGAUGAUUGUAUGGGGAUAUGAUUGUAUGGGGAUAUUUCAGAGAAAUGUGUCCUCACCACCGGGUUUACUUUUCUACUUUACUAACUCAGAAAGAAGGGACAUUUAGAUAUAAGGAAAUUACUUUGGAAAAUGUUGUUGCCUGGCAUAUUUGAUUCCUAAUAAGUGUUGUAGAAAGAAAUAUUGGGCAAUACCAAGAGGAAAAAAACUAGAAAGAAACUAAGUGUGUUGUUCGGAAAGUCCUUUGCAAAAACUAGGUUUUUUGCUGAGUUUUUGCCAAGUAUUUUUUUGCAUCUGUGAUUGGUAAAAUUCUAUAUAGGCUUAUUGUUUAUAUAUAUAUGUAUAUUUAUUUGCAUGUGUAAUCUUCACGAAUUG
Molecule: messenger RNA, 6760 nt
Organism: Panthera uncia (snow leopard)
Lineage: Eukaryota; Metazoa; Chordata; Mammalia; Carnivora; Felidae
Gene: FBXO30
Product: F-box protein 30
Exons: 3
Coding region: 181-2406 (741 amino acids)
Molecular function (GO): protein binding; zinc ion binding; ubiquitin protein ligase activity
Source: RefSeq, a predicted model, not a curated record